CAAUCUCCUAUUGAUAUCAAUACAAAAUCCGUGUCAAUCAAUACAUCACUAUUUAUAGACAUCAAGCAUUAUGAAUUUGAAUUUCACAACUUUAAAAUCAAUAACAAUGGACACACAGCCCAGUUAGUACUAGACUAUUCCGGGGAUGAGACAAAACCUCAACCCUUCAUAACAGGUCUGGCCCUCAACAAUGAGGUCUAUUUGAUGGCUCAGUUGCACUUCCACUGGAGUGACCACAAGGGCAGGGGUUCUGAACAUGCAUUCAAUGGUCGCACCUAUUCGAUGGAGAUGCACAUUGUUCACUUUAAUAAAAAAUACGAUAAUAUAAGUGAAUCGAUGCACCAUAAGGACGGUCUGGCAGUCAUUGGUGUGAUGUUUGAGAUCACUCGCAAAGAAAAUCCACAUUUGGAUGCCAUUAUAGAGGGGGUGCGAGCCGUCAAGAUAGAGGGCACCGAAGACUUUCACUCAUCGCCACAAUUCCGCCAAAACCCGAUCCAACCGACCAUUAGGUUGGAGAACCUGUUGCCCAAUGACUUGACUCUAUUCUUCAGGUACAAGGGCUCCCUGACCACCCCACCAUGUUACGAGGCAGUCACAUGGCUUGUAUUUCAUGACACCACUGACAUUGGACUCAAACAGAUCCAGAGCUUUCGGGAGUUAAUGAACUCGGAGAAAGUGGUAAUGAGUGACACAUUCAGACAACUCCAGGCCCUCAACGAGAGGCGAGUGGAGGCGUCGCGACGGCUGAGCGAUCCCAUGACAGGCGCCGCAACACAUGUCGAUCGCAAUCAUCUCUUAACACAUCUCUCGUUAAUAGUCUCUAGUCUUCUCAUUAUUACCAAAUAUUAGACAUCAAAACCACAUUUCAUAUGAAUAUCACUUAAUCCAGAGCUUAAUAUAUAGAUAUAUUUUACUGUUUAAUGAAAUUAAAGUGAGAUUUAAUUGAUUACUGAGGGGUUACCGAUGAAAUUGAAUGAAACGUGAAAACUUAAUCAUAACAUAUUUUUGAAGCAUCUAGGAAAUACUGUUUAGUAGAUUUACAGCAAAUUAGUUUUGUUUUUUGA
Molecule: messenger RNA, 1064 nt
Organism: Oppiella nova
Lineage: Eukaryota; Metazoa; Arthropoda; Arachnida; Sarcoptiformes; Oppiidae
Source: the annotation of a GenBank genome assembly